ACAAACGCUCCCUGUGACUAACAGUUAGCGUGCUUACGAGAGUACGCAGAAGCUAAAUAGAUAUCCCAAAAUGGCAACGGCAAUUUACUUGGAGCAUUAUCUUGACAGCAUAGAAAAUCUACCAUGUGAGUUACAGAGGAACUUCACCUUGAUGCGGGACCUGGACAACAGAACCGAAGAAAAGAAAGGCGAGAUCGACAAGCUGGCGGAGGAGUACAUAGCGAAUGUGAAGAACCUCGCCUCGGAGCAGAGAGUGGAACACCUGCAGAAGAUCCAGAACGCCUACAGCAAGUGCAAAGAGUUCAGUGAUGACAAAGUCCAGCUUGCCAUGCAGACGUAUGAAAUGGUGGAUAAACAUAUCCGCAGACUGGAUGCAGAUCUGGCUCGGUUUGAGAACGAGCUGAAGGAGAAACUAGAACUGAGCGGCUAUGAAAGUGCAGACGGAAGAGCGCUGAAAAAGAGCGAGAUGCGGAGCCAGAGAGAGAAGCGUGGGUCCAGGGGUCGAGGAAGGAAGGGCUCCGACGAAGAUUCUCCCAGAAAGAAGAAGAAGGCCAGUCCGGACCUGAGCGACACCCUCCUGCCGAUGCAACCAUCAGACGUUUUGGACAUGCCGGUGGACCCCAACGAGCCGACGUACUGCCUGUGCCACCAGGUCUCCUAUGGAGAGAUGAUCGGAUGUGAUAAUCCUGAUUGUCCCAUCGAGUGGUUCCACUUUGCUUGUGUCGACCUCGCCACGAAACCAAAAGGAAAAUGGUUCUGUCCGAGGUGCACUCAAGACAGGAAGAAAAAAUGAGAUUUUCCUUUCAGGAAUGACAACCUACUUUUGUGUUGUUGGCGUCACUAAAUAGUCUAGUUUGUAUUUUGUUUCAGCAAUACUCCGUUUUAAGAAGACAACUUUCCUUAAAAACCUUAUCCAGAUUUGGUGUAAAGCUACUUUUGUGACAUAUAUCCUCACCAGCUUCCCCCCAUGUUCCCUUCCCUCUUUAAAUUUUAGCACAUCCGUCUCUGUCUUGUAGCUUUAAAUCAAAUUGUCAUACAGUACAUUUACUGUGUUGUCCGGGUCUUGUCAGAAAGUCUCUCCUUUUCGAGCAAGAAGAUGUAAAUACUGUCUUGACUAACGGAGUCGCAGAUCCAAGAUCGUUGCUUUAGCAUACUUGAAAUGUCGGUUUUAUAAACAACUAUUUUUAAAAAAAAAACAAAUUAACGAGCCUGCUGAGAAUUACAUUUAAAACACCUAUAUAUCCUUACGGAAACAACGGUGGU
Molecule: messenger RNA, 1263 nt
Organism: Poecilia latipinna (sailfin molly)
Lineage: Eukaryota; Metazoa; Chordata; Actinopteri; Cyprinodontiformes; Poeciliidae
Gene: ing5a
Product: inhibitor of growth family, member 5a
Exons: 8
Coding region: 71-793 (240 amino acids)
Biological process (GO): regulation of DNA-templated transcription; positive regulation of apoptotic signaling pathway
Cellular component (GO): nucleus
Molecular function (GO): chromatin binding
Source: RefSeq, a predicted model, not a curated record